CAUCCAGGAUAAUAGCAUGAAGUAAAAGCUGCUAACAAUCUCAAAGGUUUGUUACCCAGUGUGUUUACCUUGGGACGUGUUUUUCAGGGUCUGCAGCUCUGCUGUUUGCUUUCAUUCCACAGAACUGAGCAACGGUUUUCAUGACUUCUCUGUUGCAGUGGUUUGUUCUUCAUGGUUCUUGACAACCUCUAAACCGGCCAGGUAAUGGCUCAGAUAGCUUCCCGGCUGAUCACGCUGCGUUUGGUCUUACUCACCGACAUUUCAGAAGCCAAAGAUGUUUCAACCUGUCCCCGGUGAAGUCUGAGAAAGGAGAGAUGUUCCGAGCAUACGUUUUACGUCGGAAAAAGAUUAUAUGUAUGUAUGUUGUUUGGAGAGCCGUGACAAAUAAAGUAAGUACAGGUGGUGUAACGUUAUUUGAUGGAGGAAAUUAAGGCUUUUUUAAAAAAAACACAUUCCCAUUAACUAAGUCCUGUUUUUUGUUUGGCUUGAUAUGACCAGGUAGGAGGGGGAAGCCAAGUUGAGACCACCUCCUACUCAAGGACUACCUUCACUUUUUAAGCAACACCUUCUACCUGUACUCAGUGGCUCAGCCACAUUUAGCAGCAGAGCCUGCAGCAAAUAGGAUACAUCUUUGCUGUUACACUUUUUUUUCCUCCGUGGGUGCUGGGAUGCAUGCCGCCACUAGGACAGCAUCCCAUUAGAAAUCAACCUGGCCCUCAUUUGCGGAGCGUCAUCAAAUAUUGGACUCCUAAUUGAGAGAUCAGGAUGUUUAGCCCAGGCCAAAUGGUAUCCACACUACUUCCCGCAGUUUUUCAUUCACCAGCGGCUCACUUUUUCCCUGCAUUUCCAGGCAGACUGAGCGCCCCACCUCAGUUUCUGUUUCCGGGGCCCUUUUUUAGCUACGAAUCCCUGAGGAAUUAUCUCCAGCCAGAGCCCUGCAAAGAAUCCUUGCUGCUGGCCACGCAGGCGGCUGGGAUAGGGCCACUAGCGGAGAGCGAAGAUGAACAGAGGCCAGUGAAGCAACGGCGGGCACGAGCCAACUACAGCAGCUGGCAGCUGGAGGAGCUGGAGAAGGCUUUCAAAACGACCCACUAUCCGGAUGUCUUUAUGAGGGAGGCCCUGGCCCUCAGACUGGACCUGAUCGAGGCCAGAGUUCAGGUUUGGUUUCAAAACCGUCGAGCCAAGAUGAGGCGGCAGCUAAAAAUCCAGGGCCAGCUCGCCCGGCCCCUGCUGAAAAGAGAAGAUGAGGUCUGUGAGCAGAGGAGUACAAACUUCACGCCGACAGAACGAUCCAACAGCGAGGCCUGGGAGAGGCAACAGGAACGAGAGAUCUUCCCAUGGACAAAAGCUCCGGCUUCUGUGCUGGCCGUGCGGAAGCAGCCCGUGACCCUGAGAGGGAAGUGGGAGAGGCAGGAGGGGCCCAGCUCAGAGGAGCUGCGCUCCUGCAGCAUCGCCAAGCUGCGGGCCAAAGCCAGAGAGCAUGAGGCCGAGAUCCACAGCACUGUAAACACGUCUGGCAGUGAUUUACAGGCACAAACGCAGGAAACUGAUGCCAUUCUCAGUGACUAAUCAUGUUCCUUCUUCCUGUUUGUACCGAUAAACUCUGGACUCAGUGUACAGGCGCUGGUUGAACUAUGGGGAAACAUUUCAUAACUUAGCUUUAAAAAAAACUGACAAAUGACUAAAUAAAUCCAUGAAUAUCUUGACUAUAUAUUUUUUUUAACCAAAUUGCUUAUCAGACAUUUUUUGGUAUGCAAUAUAUGUUUGAAGUUGAUUUUCUUUAUUUUUAAUUCAUACCAAAAUUGUUUUACCUCUUUUGAAUUUCCACCAAAAAUAACCUUUAAAGUUUAAAAUCAGCAAACAUUUGCUUGUGGAGAUUUGAAUGUAUAUAUUUUUCUAUUCCAGCAUUUUUUUUCCCCCUUUUAGACAAUCUAAAAAAAAACCAACACAUUGAAUGAAUAUUAAAUGAAAUGUAAAUUCUAACUCCCUAAACUGAGGUGCCAGAUCAAAUAGUUUUCUAUUAUUUUGCAUUCAGCAACUAAGGUGGGAGACUCUGAUUGCUUUUCCGGCCUCCAUUAAAAUACAAAGGAAUACAGCAUAAUAGAAGUUAAUUGUGUGGCUUUCAUUCUCACAAUUAGUGUGGAUGUGGCUGCAUAUAGGACAAAGUCAUCUCUCUAUUUUCUACAUGCUUGUGAUGAAUAAAGAAAUAAAUGAAGAAAUAAUUGUAAAUAUUCAGUAAGAUGUUAACUUUGUAGUAGCAAAACAAGCAAAUCAGGCAAAAUGUUAAUAUGAGGAGCCUAUAUGAGGGGACUACACCUGGCCUACUCUUUAUGUCGCUACAGAUUUUGUGAGUUUCCUGUAAUGUACCAGCCAGGUUUAACAAGUCUGCUUUAUUUAAGAUACGGGGAUUUUAUCACCAUUCAUGUCUCUGAAUGCAGUUGUCAGCGCAUCUUAAAUGUGAUUGAUGGUAUGUUCACGGAACGCUCCACUAUACCAGGGCUCUAUCAGAUAACAACGACAAAUGACAAAUGUUGACAUCAGGGUACCGCUAAAAUUGGAUACAGUCAAGCUAUUUCUAUACAAGUUUACUAAUGACAUCCUUGACCUCUAAGGUUACAGUCACACACAGCCAGGAUGUCUGCAUGUAAGAACACGUUCCUCAGGAAAAGGUGGAAAUAGCUAAAAAAUGAAAUCAUGAAUCCUGGUCCUUCUGUAUACGUAAAAUGCAUGAAAACUGUUGAUUUCUUUACUCAACUCAACUCAA
Fundulus heteroclitus (mummichog) is the source of this 2764-nucleotide messenger RNA. Its product is annotated as visual system homeobox 2. Gene Ontology annotation, molecular function: DNA-binding transcription factor activity, RNA polymerase II-specific; RNA polymerase II transcription regulatory region sequence-specific DNA binding. The record is from RefSeq and is a predicted model, not a curated record. Bases 766 to 1569 code for a protein of 267 amino acids. Gene Ontology annotation, biological process: regulation of transcription by RNA polymerase II. The transcript has 3 exons. NCBI's taxonomy places the organism in Eukaryota, Metazoa, Chordata, Actinopteri, Cyprinodontiformes, Fundulidae.